AGGACUUUUAAUCAUCAAACCAGGCAAGUUGCCAGAUGCAGAUGCCUUUGGACCAAACACUGCAUCUACUGCUCGAUGCUUCACUGGAAACCGGUGUGUUUGUUUCACUCUUAGGGUCUGAUUAAUCGCUGUAAUGCUGCAGGAUGGAUUUGUGUUGAACCUUCAGCUAUGUCACAGUUCAGCCAGCAGGCGUCCUCGCGCGGCCCUGCUUGCAUGUGUCCAUUAGGAAUGGCUGGGCGUGUGGCGGUGGUUGGUGCUGGCAGCUCCGGUCUGGUUUGCAUCAAGACCUGUUUGGAGGAGGGUCUGCAGCCCGUCUGCUUCGAGAGCAGCGAUGACAUCGGUGGCCUGUGGCGAUUCAAGGAGUCACCAGAGCCAGAGAGGUCCAGCAUCUAUCGCUCCCUUGUGACCAACACGUCUAAGGAGAUGAUCUGCUUCAGUGACUUUCCCAUGCCUGCUGAGUAUCCUAACUACACGCACAACUCUCAGCUCCUGCAGUACCUCAGGCUCUACGCAGAGCACUUUGAUCUGCUCCCAUACAUUCACUUCCAGACCACAGUGAGGAGUGUUACACAGAGACCGGACUUUGCUCAGUCAGGGCAGUGGGAUGUGGUCACCGUCAGCAAUGAUGGAAAAGAGGAGAGACACGUCUUUGGGGCGGUUCUGGUGUGUUCGGGCCAUUACACUCACCCAGACUUACCCCUCUCAGACUUCCCAGGGUACGAGACCUUUUCUGGCAGAUGUUUUCACAGCUGGGAAUAUAAAGAUGCUGAUGCCUGCAAAGGAAAAAGAGUUGUGGUGGUUGGCAUCGGCAACUCUGGAGGAGACAUUGCUGUGGAGAUCAGUAGGUCUGCCGAGAAGACGUUUCUCAGCAUUCGUCAGGGGGGCUGGGUGAUCGGCAGGAUGUCCACCUAUGGUCUUCCCAUGGACAUGAUAGCUCUCACCAGGUUCAACAGCAUCAUCAUGCAGCUGCUUCCUCACCAGCUGGUCAACUGGGCAAUAGAGAGGGCACUGAACCAGAAAUGUGACCACCGACUGUAUGGGCUGAAGCCCACAUACAGGUUCUUGGAUGGAAGGGUUGUGAUUAAUGACGAUCUUCCUGGUCGAAUCUUUCAUGGGGCAGUCGUCGUAAAAGCCCAUCUGAAAGGCUUCACAGACUCUGGGGUUGUCUUUGAAGAUGGCACUGUGGAGGAUGACAUUGAUGCAGUGGUCUUCUCUACUGGUUAUAAAGCAUGCUUCCCCUUCCUGCCCAAAGCAUUGACUGGGGGGCCUCAUGGAGAGCUGACAUUGUACAAGAGACUGUUUCCUCCAUCUCUACAAUGCCACACUCUUGCUAUCAUUUCUUUAAUACAAGCGAAGGGACCAAUUAUGCCCAUGGCAGAAAUGCAGGCACGGUGGGCUGUGAGGGUCUUUAAAGGUUUGUGUCGUCUUCCAUCUAAGGAGAAAAUGUUGUCUGUCGUAGAGUCUGACAUGAAGAAGAACUUGAAAAGCCAUGCUUGUCCACGAGUGGCUGCUCUCCAGGUGAAUUACAUCCCAUACCUGGACUUUGUGGCCAAGCAGGUUGGAGUUCGACCAAACCUCCUAACGCUGCUUUGGCGGGAUCCUGUUCUCUGGGUGAAAGUUUUCUUUGGUCCCUGCACAUCGUAUCAGUACCGCCUCACCGGGCCUGGACAGUGGGCCGGUGCCAGACACGCUAUACUCACUCAGUGGGAGCGGGUUGCUCGGCCUUUCAGAACCAGACCACUACCGGAACCGGAGACCAGGCCGUCCGCCAUCUUUUCCCCUUGGCUUGUCACAUUUGGAGCAGCGGCGGCAAUCGCCCUGCUUCUGUGUAAAAAGGAGAUCCUCCCAGUUCUACAGGGUGCAGCUCAGAUAGUGGACAGGACCAAGGUUUUCCUGACAGACUGCUGCUCCUCUGUUUAACAGCUGUGGUAGAUGUUAUAUUGUUGGAUUUAACACUGUAAAAACAGUUGGUGCGUCUUCAGAGUUCACUUGGAUGUGGAUUGCGGUGUUUUACUGCUCUUUACCAGUGAUGUACAGAUUCAGCAUGGUGCACUUGCAGCCCAGUGCUGACAGUGAAUGUUUGUGAGCUUCAUAUGUGAACUUGACAUGUGUUAAACUUUGACUUUAAAAAUUAAAACAAGCUUUGUAUA
This is a messenger RNA of Betta splendens (Siamese fighting fish), 2150 nucleotides long. RefSeq names its product dimethylaniline monooxygenase [N-oxide-forming] 2-like. The record is from RefSeq and is a predicted model, not a curated record. Lineage: Eukaryota; Metazoa; Chordata; Actinopteri; Anabantiformes; Osphronemidae. The transcript is spliced from 11 exons. The coding region runs from base 169 to 1920 and encodes 583 amino acids. Gene Ontology annotation, molecular function: NADP binding; N,N-dimethylaniline monooxygenase activity; flavin adenine dinucleotide binding.